Messenger RNA from Saccostrea echinata, 1494 nucleotides. RefSeq names its product tripartite motif-containing protein 2-like. Gene Ontology annotation, cellular component: nucleoplasm; chromatin. The transcript has 2 exons. The record is from RefSeq and is a predicted model, not a curated record. Gene Ontology annotation, biological process: positive regulation of DNA-templated transcription. The coding region runs from base 1 to 1494 and encodes 497 amino acids. NCBI's taxonomy places the organism in Eukaryota, Metazoa, Mollusca, Bivalvia, Ostreida, Ostreidae. Gene Ontology annotation, molecular function: zinc ion binding; ubiquitin-protein transferase activity.
AUGGCACAACCCAAAAUGAAUAUGCCCCGAACAGCCCAACAUUUUUUAGAGUGUGGCAUUCAAGAAUGUGAGAGAAACUGUGAAUUCUAUUGCAACUCCUGUCAUCACAAAUUGUGCAAACAAUGUAGAGAUGAACAUCUGAAAAGUCCAGAAAACAAGAAGCAUGAAGUGGUGCUUUACCAGCAGCGUAAAGGAAAACUUGUUGAGAAAUGCAAGAUCCACCCCACUAAAGAUGUGGACAUGUUUUGUGAAGAAUGCCAAGUUCCAUUAUGCUCUAAAUGCGCUACAAAAAUACACCAAAAGCAUACAUUUAUUGAUCUUGAAGUAACCUAUGCAGAGAAAAUUGUGCGCUGCCAAGAGGAAAUGUCCAGAAUUCACGAUUAUUUUCUCCCCACUUCACAUGCUUUACAUAAAAAAAAUACAGAAGAGUUCUUACAAAUCAAAACAAUGAUGGACAACAUCAGAACAUCCAUGAAGACUGAAGGUGAGUCCCUGAAAAGUCUGGUGGACACAGUUGUAUCUGAGAGCAUAAAACAGCUAGACCAGAUGGAGAAAUCCCUAUUAGAAGAUUUAAAAACUCAAGACAAGACAUUGGAUGAUUACAUCACUUACCUUAAUAACCUUGUCAAAGAGCUCCACAGAUGCCUGUACUCUACAGAACCCCAAAAAAUAAUAUAUGCAAAGAAGACGAUUAUCCGAUCCAUACCAGAGACAACAAAACCAGUCACACCAGAAUUUACUGCUGGUCAAUACAGCAAAAGCGAUGUUGCCGAAUUACUUGACAGAAUCUGGAUCAGUGACAAUGACGGUAAUUUUGUCCAAACAGAUCUACAGGGGAAUGAGUUACAGAAGAUUAUAAUCAGAGGUGGAUAUGACGGUUAUCACACAGUCACACAGGACGGGAUUCUGAUCUUUGCAGAUAGAACAAAAAAAGUUAUAAUUAGGGUCACGCAGAAUGGCAAUUGCACUGAAUUCAUUGAAACAGGGAACUGGGAACCAUUCAGCAUACAUUCCUCCCACAUCAACGGGGACUUACUUGUAGGGAUGUGGAAAGAUAAACAGGCUAAAGUCACCAGGUACAACAAGACAGGAAAACAACUUCAGAACGUACAGAAGGGCAACGAAGAACGGGGACUGUAUAGUGUACCACAUUACAUAACAGAAAACACGAAUGGAGAUAUCUGCACAGCAGAUUAUAAUGAAGGAAUAGUGGUGGUGAAUAAAUCUGGACAACACAGAUUUUCCUACACCGGUCAGAAGUUAAAGUUUCGUCCCUUUGGAAUAUGUACUGAUGUCCUCGGUCACAUCCUGGUGUGUGAUAGCAAUAGUGAAACUGUUCAUCUCCUUGAUCAGGACGGUCAGUUCUUGCAUCUAUUACUCACACGACAGCAAGGGGUAGACCGUCCCCGUAGUCUGUGUGUGGAUAAUAAAAACAAUCUCUACAUUGGGCAACGGGAUUCCAAAACACUGACAGUGUACAAAUAUCUUCAGUGA